This is a messenger RNA of Aureobasidium melanogenum CBS 110374, 1944 nucleotides long. RefSeq names its product TPR-like protein. Gene Ontology annotation, molecular function: protein binding. Lineage: Eukaryota; Fungi; Ascomycota; Dothideomycetes; Dothideales; Saccotheciaceae. The coding region runs from base 1 to 1944 and encodes 647 amino acids. The record is from RefSeq and is a predicted model, not a curated record. Gene Ontology annotation, cellular component: anaphase-promoting complex. Gene Ontology annotation, biological process: cell division. The transcript is spliced from 4 exons.
AUGGCUGCUCUGUCCACUGAACAGACAUUGCAACUACGAACUCAAUUGCAUCAAGCGGUAGUCGCAUGUAACGAUCGCUGCUUGUACCGUUCUGCAAAAUGGGCUGCAGAACUUCUCAAUGCCUUUCCAGACUCAGACCAUCAUCUUGAUUCUACUUACGAUACAGAACCGAACUCGCCGAAUGGCCAAGACGAUUCAUGGUCUAGUUUUCAAUUUUCACAAGACUCGCACGAGGCCCGACUAGAACGGAGAGAGUACCCAAAGUUUCUCAUGGCCAAAUCUUUCUUCGACUGUCGUGAAUUCGAUCGAUGCGCUGCUACUUUACUACCUAGUCUGGUUCCACAACAGCCGGUUACGAGAAAUGCCGCAAAUGCGACAAAUGCUGCCGCAAGGUCCAAGUCGAAACCACCAGUUUCGUUACCGGGCUUACCACAGCUCAGCCAACGUUCUCUUUUUCUUGCCUUGUAUGCAAAGUACAUGGCAGGCGAGAAACGCAAGGAAGAAGACAGUGAGAUGAUUCUAGGCCCCACUGAUGGUUCCGUCACGUUGAACAAAGAGCUCAGCAGGAUAUCCAGCAUCCUUGAUGAGUAUCUCAGCGCUCGAGGUGGUCUCCAAAGUACACACGAAUCACAAGGCUUCUUAGAAUAUCUGUACGGUGUUGUCCUGUUGAAAGGCAAGAAUGAGGCACUUGCAAAGGCGUGGCUUCUCAAGAGUGUCAACCAAUGUCCAUGGAAUUGGGGAGCAUGGCAAGAACUUGCGGACCUGUUGAAUUCGGCCGAGGAGCUCAACGAAAUAACCGAACACCUGCCACAAAAUAUCAUGACCUUCAUGUUCCACAUCUACUGUAGCCAGGAGCUCUUCCAAUCCACGGAAAAGGUCUACAACGAAAUCAACCAGAUUAGCAGCAUUUUUCCCAACUCAGCCUUCUUGCAGACUCAGCGUGCUCUCCUGCAUUAUCAUUCCAAAGAAUUUGAAGAGGCCGAUGGAUUGUUCGCCGACCUUCUCUUGCGGCAGCCUUACCGAUUGGAUUCGAUGGACUCAUACUCAAACAUCCUGUACGUAAUGCCAUCAAGACCAAAGUUGGCACAUCUUGCGUCUGUCGCGUCAGCCAUCGACAAAUUCCGACCGGAGACGUGCUGCAUCAUCGGAAACUAUUAUUCUCAGUGUUCAGAGCACGAAAAGGCGGUCAUGUACUUCAGACGAGCUCUCACUCUGGAUCGCCAAUUUUUGUCAGCGUGGACUCUGAUGGGCCACGAGUACAUCGAGCUCAAGAAUACGCAAGCAGCCAUUGAAAGCUACAGACGAGCUGUGGACGCCAACAGGAAGGAUUACCGAGCGUGGUACGGUCUAGGUCAGGGCUAUGAACUCUUGGACAUGCAUUCCUAUGCUCUGUUCUACUUCCAACGUGCGGUGGCUCUACAGCCAUGGGAUCCGAAGAUGUGGAUGGCCGUGGCCAACUCAUUCGCCAACUGCGGCAGAUUGCAAAAUGCGAUACGGUCAUACAAGCGAGCUUUGGUUGCCGGUAGCUAUCUUGACAAUGGUGGUGGAGCGGUCAGCUUUGCCUCGUCAGCAGAUCCGCUCGCUGGAGCAGUUGGAGGUACACUGGAUCCUGAGAUUCUUUACCAGAUUGCUCUUCUUUACGAGCAGGACAACAACAUGGACGAGGCAUCUGCAUACAUGGAACUUACGCUGGCACAAGAGGAAGGGCCAGACGAGGAAGACCUGCCACCGGGGGCACCACUGUCCAGUGCCGGAGGAGGCAUCGGUAUCACACAAACAACGAGCAAAGCAAGAUUGUGGCUGGCCAAGUGGAGCUUUGUCAAGCAGGAUUGGCAGCGCGCGUCAGAAUUGGCAAAUGAAUUGUGUCAAGAUGGGGUCGAAGUGGAGGAAGCCAAAGCUUUGGUCAGAGAUAUAAGAGCCAGGUUAGAAGCCGAUGGUCACUGA